AUGAACAUCUGGAACACCACCUCAGAUUUCAUUCUCCUAGGACUCUUUAAUCACACAGGAGCCCACCUAUUUCUCUUUGUGAUGGUUCUGAUGAUUGCCUUCACCUCUCUAGUAGGCAAUGCCCUCAUGAUUUUCAUGAUUCACCAGGAUGCCCGACUCCACACACCCAUGUACUUCCUACUGAGCCAACUCUCCCUCAUGGACAUGAUGCUGGUCUGCACCGUUGUGCCCAAAAUGGCAGCUGACUACUUGAUGGGCAAGAAGUCUAUCUCCCGUGCUGGCUGUGGGUUACAAAACUUGUUGCUCCUCACUUUGGCAGGGGGUGAGUGCUUCCUCUUAGCAUCCAUGUCCUAUGACCGCUAUGUAGCUGUUUGCCACCCACUGAGAUACCCCGUUCUCAUGAGCUGGCAACUAUGCCUGAGAAUGACGGGGGUUCUGCUGCGUUUGGCUUGUGCUGACACAGUUGUUUUUGAGUAUGUGAUGUACAUUUGCUGUGUAUUAAUGCUCCUGGUCCCAAUUUCUCUCAUUCUGAUUUCCUAUAGUCUCAUCCUUGCAGCAGUUCUCCAGAUGCAUUCUAGAGAAGCCCACAAGAAGGCUUUUGCCACCUGUUCCUCACAUCUCUGUGUGGUGGGACUCUUUUAUGGAGCUGCUAUUGUUAUCUACAUGAGACCCAAAUCGUAUAGGUCAGCUAACCAUGAUAAAGUAGUGUCAGCCAUUUAUACUAUCUUCACCCCAGUGUUGAACCCCAUUAUCUACAGUCUGAGGAAUAGUGAAGUCAAGGGAGCCCUGAGAAAGUGUAUGGGUCAAUGUGCUGCCUUAAAUAAUGACUAA
Molecule: messenger RNA, 831 nt
Organism: Ailuropoda melanoleuca (giant panda)
Lineage: Eukaryota; Metazoa; Chordata; Mammalia; Carnivora; Ursidae
Product: olfactory receptor 2T33-like
Biological process (GO): G protein-coupled receptor signaling pathway
Cellular component (GO): membrane
Molecular function (GO): G protein-coupled receptor activity
Source: RefSeq, a predicted model, not a curated record